CAAGCGAUUGUGGUUCCCGCGCGAAACCCGUGCGAAAAGUGGAAAUAGAAAUGGAAUAAAGCGGAGGGUCGGACAGCUGGGCUAGUUGGGAAAUUUACCUAGUUGCCUUCUUGCUCCGAAACAGGAUUGCAGGAUAUCGCUUACCUGUGUAACAAUAGAGAGAGCCGAGCAGAACCCAAACACACACGUCGUCCCUUGCACAUGCAAGCGCUUUGGCCGUCAGCUUGUCCCUGCAGGGAGCGUCCGUGUGGCUGGAAUCCGUUGUUGUUGUCUCCCUUUCACAAGGAAUCGGAUCGGAUCGGAGGAAAACCACCCCUACUGCGAUCGCAGUCGCCUUUCGCAUUCUGCCGCCAAUUUCCACCAGCCCUGCGCUCAGUCGACGCCGAUCCAGCGCGCAAUCAACAUGGACAAUCAAUAUCGCAUCCUGGAAGCGAAUCCGAUCGAGGAGUCCAAACGGCGCCCCAAGCUGUGCCUGAAUGCCUGGUCGCAGACCUCCAGCGAGGACUUUGAGUUCGUGCGCUCUGUGGCCGCGGAUCCAUCUGUAGAGGCCGAGAACCGCGCGCUGCGCGAUAAGGUGCGCUAUUUGGAGUCUAAGCUGCAGGAACACACGGAUCUCCUGUCACAGAUACACGCCACGUCGGCCAGGAUGCAGCAGGCCUCGUUCUUGAGGGCGGAAUCGGCUCCACCGACACCACCCACAGUGCAAAGCCACCAGAUCCUGACGCCGCCCAGCUCGGUUAUAUGUGCGCCCGCCCAGAAUACGCAGCAGCCAAGGGCCGAGAUCCUUGACUACAAAAUCAUAUCGGCCUCCGACGACGCCGACGCCAUUGAGAUUCGCCUGGCGGCGGAGAGUUUGAACAGUCUGAGCACCUCCGCUGACUCCGAUCGCCUGGAGAUCUGUUUGGGUGAGGAGCAGCAGCAGAGUCAUCAUCAGAAACAGCAGUCAGUUUCCCACCAGUACAUGAUUGGCACGGGGGUCAAGAGGGAAGAGGCGGACUCCCCAAACCAGCCCUUGCAGUUCAUCAAGCGACGCAAGCUGCAGGAGAUUCAGGUAUCCGAGCAGCACGACGAAAGCCUCCUGCGACAGAAUUACGGCAACAAGAUGCCAUUAAAAUCACCGGGUAAUGUCAAAGUCCGAAACGGCAGCCUCACCGAUCUCAGCAAAGGCGGCCAGUCCAAGGACAACGUGAUGGUGUCCAUUGGCCCAAACAAUACCUGUGUCCCCGCCAGCGUCUUCGAGAACAUCAACUGGGCGGUCUCAUCGCUGGCCACCAGAAAGCUGCUCGUCUCGAUCUUCGACCGGGAAACCCUGGGAACACACUCGAUGACGGGCAAGCCGUCGCCCGCCUUCAAGGACCAGCAGAAGCCGCUCAAGCAAAUGCUCGAUCCCCUCAAGAUCCAGGAUAUCAUCUUUGCGGUGACGCACAAGUGCAAUGCCACCGAAAAGGAGGUGCGCAACGCCAUCACCACCAAGUGCGCCGACGAGAACAAAAUGAUGAAGAUCCAGAACGGCAAGCGACGGAGUGCCGGCCUCAAACCCGAAAAGGAGAAUAUGUUUUAGCACUUAGCUCUUAGUACUUAGUUUUAUGAUUAAGAUUAACCAAAAACAGCGUAGAUCAACGACGCACUAACUCAUCCAGAUAAUAGCCAAUAGAUAUAGAACCUAAUGCUACAUCGAAACUGUAUAUGUAUAUAGAAUACAUAUUUAUGAAGAUCUCGAAGAUGUCUAUACCAAUUCGUUACCAA
Drosophila kikkawai is the source of this 1746-nucleotide messenger RNA. RefSeq names its product insensitive (gene insv). Gene Ontology annotation, biological process: positive regulation of neuron differentiation; negative regulation of Notch signaling pathway. The record is from RefSeq and is a predicted model, not a curated record. Gene Ontology annotation, cellular component: nucleus. Lineage: Eukaryota; Metazoa; Arthropoda; Insecta; Diptera; Drosophilidae. Gene Ontology annotation, molecular function: DNA binding; transcription corepressor activity.